Messenger RNA from Tympanuchus pallidicinctus (lesser prairie-chicken), 5242 nucleotides. RefSeq names its product ubiquitin conjugating enzyme E2 D2 (gene UBE2D2). Lineage: Eukaryota; Metazoa; Chordata; Aves; Galliformes; Phasianidae. The transcript has 7 exons. Bases 2100 to 2522 code for a protein of 140 amino acids. The record is from RefSeq and is a predicted model, not a curated record. Gene Ontology annotation, biological process: protein K48-linked ubiquitination; ubiquitin-dependent protein catabolic process. Gene Ontology annotation, molecular function: ubiquitin conjugating enzyme activity. Gene Ontology annotation, cellular component: nucleus.
CUGUUUGUGUUGCUCCUCGGAGGUGAAGAACCUGAGGCAGGAUGGGCUGCGUAAGUGGUGCACAGAGCUUGGCAAAGUGCUGAGCAGUGCAGUGGAAAUGGUGCUGCAAGCAAAAAGCUUUGGUCAGGGCUGUGAUGUGAUGCUCAGCUGCUAGUCUGGGUGCUCUGAGAGUUAGCUGGAGUCGGGCUGCAGGUGGAGGAGUGCUGUGGUGCCUCGCUCAGCUGCCUACCAGUGUCUGCUCUCACCUGGGCUGUGCUGAGCUCUGUGGGAUGCCCAUCUUGCCUGUGUUGCCCUGUCUGCAGGAGCUGCAGCAGUGUUGGCCCUGUCCUGAUCAGUGGCUCCAGCCUCUGCUGUUGCACCUGGUGACAGGAACAAAAGGCUGUGGAGUGUGGAUUAAGUGGAAGUAACCCCAGCAGGCUUGUGUACAAAGAAGCAAUGGAGAGGAAAGCUGGUGUUCAGGCAUUUUUUUGGAGGAUGCAUCAGUCUCGAUGGCACCAGUGUACGUGUCUGCAUCUUGCCACUGGUGUUUAUGCCUGGUGCUUGGAUUUUAUUCCCUACCACAGACCAUGCAUGAGGCUUUCUGCAGAGUUCUUGGACAACGCAGGGAUGAGAACUUCAGGAACGAGCAGCAAACCCCAGGAGUGAACAAACCUCUGAUGCCCUGGAGCUGCUGUUGCACGAAGCGGUGUCUGGCACACCGAGCCCCUCUGGGCUGGAAGUGGGGCAGAGCCCAAAGCUGCCUGCCAUCUGACCAGAAGUCUUGCUGUCAGCGUGGAGGUGCUGCCAGCUGUGGGGCUGAGGGGCUGUCCAGGCCUGGAGCUGCUGUGCCAGCUCUGCAGCUGUUCUCAGAGCAGAUGCUGCCGGGGGGAUCACACACGGAGGAGCUGCUCUCAAGUUGCUGCUUGUGGUGUUCCUGCAGUGCUCUUAAUUCUCCCAAGGUUCUCCACUGGCACUCGGAUUUCAUGAGGAAGGAGCUCCAGGUUUUAGAAGUGUUCAGUUCUGGGCAAACUGGGAUGCGUGCCGUCAUGGUGGCCGAAGUAGCCGUGAAGUGUGGGAGUAGCAUUUUACUAUAACUCAUAGAUUUGAUCAUCACCAAUAUCUUAGAAGAAAUGCCAUGUGACGACAUACAGGGCUAGGGAAGGGGCAAGGCUGAAGGACCGUAACAGAUGGUGCUUGUUUCAGGACUUCAGCCUUAUCCCUACCCUUGUAACAGAGCAAGCAGGGCCCUGCUUGGAGUGGGAGAGCAAGGGGAAGGUGAACUUGGUCCUCUGUGCUCUCCUGUGGUGGGCCCUGCAGUGAGGGAGCAAGGGAAUGAGGAGUUGUGCUGGGGAUGCUGCCUUAGCGCUCGUCUGCGGGCCUCUGCUGUAAAGCGCACAGCUCUGUAGUGAUGCUGCUGUUGGGCUGCUGGCUGCCUUGUGUUGAGGUUACUGGGCAACUGAGCAGCGCCAAGCGAUCCGUGUGCUCCCUGCCUCUGGACUGUUCUGUCUGUGCUGUAGUUUGGCCUCACAGCAGCUCGUGGGAGCAGCUCAGUGCUUCCUGCUGAGCUCGGCUCCCACCUGGUGCCUGGGCUGUGCAGCGCUCGGUCCCUGCACCCAGAGGAAGUUAGGUGCUGCCUUGGUGUUCUUGCUGUUCAGGCUUUGAAAGAAGAUGAAAGGUGACUGAUGCUUACAUCAGAGCUCGUUGUAGCGCGUACCCUGGCAGGCUCUGUGUUUCAUUAAGCUUGGCUUUUCUUUUGCUGCCUUUUCAUGUGCAAGUGUUGUCAAGAAGGCCAGUGGAUCUAAGCCAUUCCAUGCCCCAGAAAGGCAGAUUCUGUGAAAGGAGAAGGAUUCAAAUCCUUCUGAAGAUCAAAAUGUUUCUGUUGUUCGGAAGAAGCAGCCUUAGAAUGGGAGCUGUUUUGGAGUUGCAGAGUCUUGUAGACCAAAAGUGCCUUUGGAACCCACAGUUGGAUGCUGGAGCUUCUGUGAGCGCUGCCUUGACAAACGGAACCAGAGCUGUGUUGCUUCACAGCCUGCCCUGUGUGCUGGCUUCUGUGUCAGGAGUUGAAUGAUCUGGCACGUGAUCCUCCAGCACAGUGUUCAGCAGGGCCUGUUGGUGAUGACAUGUUCCAUUGGCAAGCUACAAUAAUGGGACCAAACGACAGUCCCUAUCAAGGUGGAGUAUUUUUCUUGACAAUUCACUUCCCAACAGAUUAUCCCUUCAAACCACCUAAGGUUGCAUUUACAACAAGAAUCUAUCAUCCAAAUAUUAACAGUAAUGGCAGCAUUUGUCUUGAUAUUCUACGAUCACAGUGGUCCCCAGCACUAACUAUUUCAAAAGUACUUUUGUCCAUCUGUUCUCUGUUGUGUGAUCCCAAUCCAGAUGAUCCUUUAGUGCCUGAGAUUGCACGGAUCUACAAAACAGAUAGAGAAAACCAGCAGAGGGAGAACAAGUUGCUUUGGUGGGAGGAUGUUUCCAUGCUAGCUGUUGGUGAUGGAGUCAGGCAAGCAAAGAAACAACAAAAUACUAUUUUCAUCUUAAUUUGACAAGCCAAGGAAAGAACAAGUGGUGUAGAGAGAGGGGGAGAGGACACAAGCUGCCUCUGAGGUGAACUGCAAACUGAAGAGAAGUCUGCUACUGAGAAGGUUUCGAUUGUUUUGUUUAAAAGCACCAGUUUAAACAUAAAGCAUAGAAUGGUUUGGGUUGGAAGGGACCUUGAAGCCCAUCCAGUUCCAACCCCCUUGCUUUGGGCUGAUUGUCCCCCCCAUCUGUGGCCUUGGGCCUCUCCAGCAUAGGGCACCACAGCUUUUCCAGGCAGCCGAUGCCACAACCGCCAUCCGAAUAAAGAUUUUCUUCUCGCUGUGUAACCAAAGUCUCCCCUUCUUAGUUGCAAACUGUUCCCCCUUAUCCUUCUGUCAGAUGACGUAAGAAGUCUGUCUCCUCCUUAUAAAUAAUCUCUCUUCAGGUACUUGGAAGGUCUCCCCAGAGCCUUUUCUUCUCUACACUGGAGAAGCCUCGGGCUUUCCUUGUCAGGAAGGUACUGCUGCAUUCUGAAUGUUGUCUUGGCCUCCUCUGCUCCACCAGCCUCAGCUGUCCUGUGCUGGAGGCCCGGAUGCAGUACCCCAGGUGGGGCCUCACGAGGGCAGAGCAGAGGGGGGCAGUCCCCUUCCUCACCACCCUGCCCGCGUCCCUCUGUUGGUGCAGCUCAGGGUCCUGUUGUCCUUCUAGGCUUUGAGCACCAGAACCGCAGAGUCUUUGUCUUCAGGGCUGCUCUCAGUGAGGCCUUCUACCAGUCUGUGUGCAUAUCAGGGAUUGCCCUGACCCAGGUGAAGCACCUUGCUCUUGGCCUUGUUGAGCCUUGUUUGAUUCACGUGUGCCCGCUUCUCAGCCUGUCCAGGUCCCUCUGGAAGGCACCUCUUCCUUCUGUUGUGUCAGCUGCACUGCCCAUCUUGGUCAAACUUGCUGAGGGUGCACUUGAUUCUGCUAUCUGUCAUUCAUAAAGACAUUGAAGAGCACCAAGAUGGACCCCUGGGCUUGUGAGCAGCCUCCCCCUUGUAUGGAGCUAUUGACUGCAACCCUCUGGCUGACCAACCAUUUCCUGACCCGCUGAUCAGCCCACCCUUCAAAUGAAUUUCUUUUCAGUUUAGAUGUGGUGUGAGGCCACGGCGAAGGCCUUGCAGCAGCCCAGGUGCAUGACAGCAGUUUACCUUCCUUUCUUCACCAGUGCCAUGGCUCUAUCAUGGAGGCCACCAGCUGGGUCAGGCACUCUGCCCUGGGUGAAGCCAUGCUGGCUGUCUCUGUUCAUCUCCUCAUCUCUCGUGCUUUCCAAGAAGAUCUCUUCCAUCUUUCCAGGCACGGAUGCUGAGGAUCACAGGUGGUUUCCUGGGUCUUCCUUUCUUGAAGGUUAGGAGCAAUGCUUCCCUUUCUGCAGUCUCUGGGAUCCUCACCUGACAGCCAGGACCGCUCAAAUGCGAUGGAGAGCAGCUGGGCAGCCACAUCAGCUGCUUCUCUCAGGACCCUGGGAUGCACAUGGUGUGCUCCCACAGGCAUUCAGCUUCGUGAGGUGCUCUCAGGCUUGCUGUGCUCCCAGCAGUGGGAAGGGUUCUGCUCCGCCAACCCCUGCCUGGAGCUCAGGGAUGUGGGAAGCCUGACUGCAGCAGAGGGCAAGGCAGGGGAACUCGCUGAGUGGUGCUGCCUCGUCUGCAGUUGCAGUUGUGAUCAUGAGGCUUUUUUACCCCCUUGUUCUCAUCCAGCUCUGAUCGCUGGUAUUAAUUCCUGAAGUUACAGAGUUGUGUCAUGAGAGCAAGGAAGGAAGGUGAUUCUCAAACUUCGGUGUUUGAGAAAUAGGGAACUCUGUGCGUCUUGCUUUUAGUCAGAGCUGCGAGGUUUGCAGGGUGUGUGUCGAGUCUCAGCUAAGCAUACAAUUGCUCUUUCCUAUUCACUUUAUGUAGGAGUUUUUUCCCCUUCCUCCAGAGUCAGCAACUUCUGUGCUCACACGUAUCUGGACUUGGUUUUCAGUAGCCUCAAAGCAAGUGACAGUUGCUUUGCUGUGGUUUCUUGAUUUUCUUAAGCUGAAGAACUUUGUCUACAGACUAAAUUGCAACACAGAAACUUGGUUGGUGUAAAUAACUAGGAAACUUCCUGCCUUGUGAUGCUUUUUCUGCAAACUCUGUAGAACAACUCGAAUUCUGUAGUCAGAAACACCACCUUUAUCAGUGCUGUCAGUCACAGCCGCCGCUUUGUUUCCCGUGCUCAUCCUGAGCUCCCUCUGGAUGUGAUUCUGGCUGUUAAGGGGAGCAGAAGCUCCAGGUGGCUGGGAGAAAGGAGCAGAGCGUGCCUUCAGAGUAAGAGCUUGUCGUGGGCAAGGCUGUGUGUGCCGGUAGCCGCGGACACGAGGCUGGAUGCAGCGGGAGCCUGGGAGGGCUUGGCACCACUGGGCUGAACCUGGGGGGGUGCAGAGGGCUGGGAGGGAGGCACUGAUCUGCGGCUCUCCAGAAUGGCCAGAUUAAAGCCCUGCAGCUGGGAGAGGAGCAGGCGAAACCUUGCUGGAAACGCUCCUUGCUGCUGCUCUGUUUGCGGCUCUCCGCUCCAGCAGGGCGCGUCUGCUCUGCUCACGGAGUGCAGGGGGCUCGGCCUGCUCCCCUGCUGGCACCGUGCUGCCCUUUGCUCUUUUGCUCGUGCAAAACGGCCGUGCUGCUGCAGGGUCUCGAGUUCGUGUGGCGUUACUGAGCUGGGAUGCUGUGCUAAGUGAAUGCUCUUUUUGUAC